UUGUGAUUCAUAUUUUUAAAUGAAUAUUUCGCGAUCAAAAGGUGAAUUACCUCUCGAAAAGUCAAAAACAUCAGGAAAACAAAAUAAAAAUUUAAAGAAAAAGGUUAGAAUGGAAAAAGCUACAAAAAGAAAGAAUUUAAAAACCAGCCUACCUGAAAGUAAGGGCCAAAUAAAAGUCUGUGAUAUGCUAACCUCCAGCCAAAAGAAGACUAAAAGAAAGCGCAAAGAUCUCAAAAAUGAGGAGUUAAAAUAACAGAACUCUUCUUCAUUUCUAUAAGCCAAAGAACUCCAAACCUUCACAAAACAGGGAACUUCCAAAAGUCACUCCUGAUCUAAAGCCCCAGUCAAAACUGUCAAACCCUCCUAGGCGCAGGAAGAAGAGGCCUUUAUUCGAGUCUGAUAAGCAACAGGGGUUGAUUAAAUCGCACUUUGAGAAACCCCCAAGUGGCACUUCUCUUGCUCAGCCAAAAAGGCGGAAACAGACAAAGCCUAAAGGGAGGAACUUCAAUGCUCUCUACAUUGGGCCGCCAGAUAAAUGUCCUCGACGAACAACUGACGACCUUCAAUCCAAGAUGCUCUUGCAUGAGCAAGAACUUGAACAGCUAGAUAGGGAAGAAAAGCUGCGCCAAUUGCCUAAAUAUUACAUAACUUCUGAUUCCAUUGAGUCCUGAUUUCAAAACGUGGAGAAUUUGUUGACUGAUAUUUACUGUUGAGGCCUAGAUUCAGACAAAAAGGAGGCCAUUUCGAAAUUUGUUCAUUCAGAAUUGCUCAGAAUAGCAAUAAUAUUCUUUGAUCGACAUAAGGAUUUGAAGGUAGACUUCUCUAAAUUAUCUGAAACUAAGCAGAAUGAAGACUGUGAAGAUCGGCAGCUUAGUGGACGGUUAAAAAGUGCUUAUGAUCGUGAGCGAAAAGCUACCGAGUCCGUGAAAACCAGCCAAAAUGCAUUACUCUUAGAAAAAUACGCUGAAAGAUGUAUCAAAGACCUUAUCUGUAACUCUAAAAACUCGCUAAAGUCCUACCUGUACAACUACCUGCACUCCCUUAACACUCAGGACUACCUGGCUGAAAUUGCUAACAAGGAUGACGAAUGGGCUUCUUUCUUGGCUGGAAACACUGAUGGACCGCAGGCAAUCAGGACUUCUUCCAGGCUUAAGACCAAGAAGGUGCAGCACAUCCAUACGAUAAACAAGCAGUAUUCGGCUGUGUUCUUUGGAAGUGAAGGAAUUCGUAAAAAUCAAGCUGAGGAGGUCGCAGCAGGAAAUUCAGCAGUGCAAGUGAUAAAGACGUGUUGCGAGGAUCUUGGGUUUAAGGUGAGUUUUGUGAAUGGAUUAGGAGUGAAGAGGAAUUCUGCGAAUUUAGUGAAGUAUAUUAAGGAGAAAACCCAAAGUUCGAGAAUUUUGUUCCAGCCUUCUGAGGAGGAAGAGAGAAAUUCAAGAACUGCUAUUGUAUUUCAAGAUGUGGAUAAUCCAUUUCCUGAUGAGAUUGGGUUUUCCUCUGGUGUUUUGAAGUGAAUAGAGCAUUCAAAAAUUCCUAUUUUCAUCACAAGUAAUAAGAAAUUUGAUGACUGAGAAAUAGUCAAAAGAUGUACUAAGUAAGGGACUAAAAAUUAAAAACGUAAAAAUGUUUCGAAAUUGUGAAUCUGCAACAAAAAUUACUAUCAGAUUUCACUUAAUAACUCUCUUUGAAUGAUUUAUCAAAGACUCUCUACAAAAAUACCUUGAUAAGCAUGGGACGGUUCGAGGAGACCAAGAUAUACUAUUUAAUCCUGACUGAUUAAAAGUAGAACAGAUAGAAGCCCUCUCUCAGGAGUCAUUAAAACAGCAGAAGAAAUAUAUUGAAAAGCUUUUGAAAUUCUAUCAAUUCAACAUGGAAAAGGCCCUCACUUUAGUAAGCCUUCAAAAUUUUGAAAGUAUCUGUAAGACAAUUGAUGAUAAAGAAGCAUCAAUUAUAAAGUAUUCAGAGAGGAAAGAUCUCUUCUGGAAUGAUAUUUUGUUCUCAGACUCACGUCCUGGACCCCAGCUAUGUCAGCAAUAUUUUGAGAAUACAUUGGAUCAGAUCAUUGAAUCUACUCAAAUGGAGGUUAAGCCUCUAGAUACUUCUGAGGAAGAUUUCACUACAGAUAAAAAGAAAGAUGAUGAUAUUAGUCACCUUCAGAAUUACUCUAACUUCUUACAGGAUCAAGCGCAUCUUGACUUCUUUCACGGCAGACAAGAAGAUAAAGAGGAAGAUAUCAGUACCAGAAAUGUCUGUGAUGUUAAUUUUACAAAAUUAAGGGCUGAACCAAACCUAAAAGACGGAUUUCUGCUUGAAGAAUUUCUCUUGGGAAUACCAAAAGGCAGGACACAAAAAGGACAAAAUCAGAGACGUAAAUAAACCGAGGAGAUCUUCAAAUACUUACUCAGACUUCAUAAAGGCCACUCCUACUCUUAACGGGUCUCGUAUGACAAUUGAUCGGUUGGGUGAAAACAAUGAGCAGAUACCUUACUUCUGCUAUCCUUCCAAAGAAGGUGCACUUAUUCGUUAUAAGAAAUGUCUCUCAUCGACAGAGUCUCUCUACGGAACGCUUGCUUCGACAGAAGCAAUCAGCAAGUUGAGCUGAAAGCUCAACUUGAAAUCUUUUUUGAAGUAA
Moneuplotes crassus is the source of this 2629-nucleotide messenger RNA. The record is from the annotation of a GenBank genome assembly. Lineage: Eukaryota; Ciliophora; Spirotrichea; Euplotida; Euplotidae.